CUCAGGACUCUGUACCUGUGUACUUGUACGAAGUGCCAAGAAAGAUUGGACUGCCCCACAGAUCCAUAAUUUGAUUGAUUAGACGCGCGACCCUUUUUCAAGUUCGCGCUUUUUCUUUAACCUUGCAACUUUCAUCCUUCGUCAGCUCCACUCAAGUUUGCCAUUAUCUACCUAUUGAGCUCGUCAAGUUCAGCCUUCUAACGUUUUCCAACUUCCAAUUUCAAAAACGUCCGUUAUCUCACCCGAGAUAAAGAAGGCUACCUGACUUGAUAAUACUUCAUCGUUCGCUAUUUUCAAACCGUCGCAUUUGCAAAUCCAUUGGAAUCCUACUUUCCUUCUAUCACUCCUUCACGUCAUUGGUUGCAUAGCUCAAGGCAAGCACUUACGGAACGAUCAUGGCGAAGCAAAACACUUCCAAACAAAACGUCACGCCGCAGCACGCAACUGAUUUUGAGAAGAUCAUCAACGCUGGCCGCGAGCGCAAGAAAAAUGAGGCUCUCGCCGCACGCAUCUUCAAGCGCGACGGUAAUCGCCGAGCUAGCGCGCCUAGCGGAGGUUCAUUGGCAAGUCGCGCGGGAGUGAAGAAGCGCCAAUCUUUGACCGCGCAUGUCCCCGCCGGCAACGUCAACAACGAAUGGACUCACGAUCUUCACAAUGCGCAUGGCAAAGGUGCGAAAGCACAGAAAGACCCUAAUUCACUAGCUUCCAGAAUCCACGCCCCGGGCACUCCGAUCCCCCGACAACAGACAACACCGCGUCGCACACCCAAGCGCACAGCCAUGCUGCGCAAUGCUCUUGAGCGUGCCGCCUCUUCACCUGCCACAGAGCAGCAGAUGAAUUGGCAACGAACACCAACUGGCCCGUCGGGACAGGGCAUAAAGAUUAAGGGCUCUGCAGGACCUUUCGUAGUGAUGGCCCAGAACUUUGCGCCAGGAACCACUGCUGCUGACAUUGAGAACGUCAUGACGCCUGUUGGCGGCCUGAUCAGUAGCUGCCGUAUACUCAAAACCCAUCCGAUCAUCAUAGCCGAGAUCACGUUCGAGAGCAAGGAGGGAGCAAAUCGGGUGAUUCAACAGUUCAACAACCAGACGGCCGAUGGCAAAACAUUGAAUGUGUACAUGAAACCUGGUGACUCGUUCACGUCUACGCCCCCGACCGGUCCCCGAGCCCAACGCGACCAAGAGAGCCGACAGGCAAGCAACAUGGUGGUUGAUGGACGAAUGGGUUUUAACGAUCUCAUGGACACCGAUGACCAAGACACCUCGUAUUCGAACGGAAGUCUUUACAGCGAUAAGAUGGUCGCUAAGCCUAAUGGUGUCGGUGGUGGUAAUGACGGUCGUCGGGGCAGAGGAUUUCGUGCUGGCAGAAUACGGUGAGGGGUUUGAACAUGGUUUCCGCGCUGCCUGCGAUAAAAGGUCUAGCAAUGUCCAUGGUGGUAGUGGUGGCCAUAGUAAUGAUUUCGAUAAUAAUUAUGGCAAUGGUUACCACGAUUAUUCCCACUACGAUUACCCUAUCGACGCUCACAACUACCACCGCAUUAACUCCUGCCCGUACAAUCCGACAAAGUGGGCAGAGCACUACUGCCACCAAUGUUGGUCGUGGUAGACAGUUUCGAUCCAACUACUCCCCGUCAGAGACUAGACCCCCAAGUGUACCAUAUUUCCGCAAUUGUCUCUAUUACGAAAGGGGGGACACUACCUAGGCAUGCAGCACAGAGUUACCAGGUGCUAUGGAUAUGGCAAACGAAGCAGAGAAAACCAACGUCCAUGACGAUUUCUACUACCGCCCCAUACCUGCAAUUGUACUAACAGGAAGGAAAAAAAGAAGCAUCUGCAUGUUUUUUUGUAUGAUGGAAGCUUGGGACAAAGAGUUAUCCUUCAUAUACCUAGGUAGUCAGUCAGGGAAAGGACUUUUCAUAACUUCGAAAAAAAAACCUCGUGCGGGAGGUGGUAAUAGGGGACUUGGGGGAGUUCUUGGAAGGCGCGGUUGGGGCUUCGUCAUGUCAUAUUGUAAUGAGGGAUGGUCUGCCUAUUUUAGGUAGUCCGGCUGACGAUUAUGGAGUUUAAUAAUGCCUUUGAUUGAUUUUGAACUAUGA
Annulohypoxylon truncatum is the source of this 2095-nucleotide messenger RNA. RefSeq lists its product as uncharacterized. Lineage: Eukaryota; Fungi; Ascomycota; Sordariomycetes; Xylariales; Hypoxylaceae. The transcript has 5 exons. The record is from RefSeq and is a predicted model, not a curated record. Gene Ontology annotation, molecular function: RNA binding. Bases 396 to 1376 code for a protein of 326 amino acids.